Benincasa hispida (wax gourd) is the source of this 4429-nucleotide messenger RNA. RefSeq names its product structural maintenance of chromosomes protein 2-1-like. Gene Ontology annotation, biological process: chromosome organization. The record is from RefSeq and is a predicted model, not a curated record. Gene Ontology annotation, molecular function: ATP binding; protein binding; ATP hydrolysis activity. Gene Ontology annotation, cellular component: chromosome. NCBI's taxonomy places the organism in Eukaryota, Viridiplantae, Streptophyta, Magnoliopsida, Cucurbitales, Cucurbitaceae.
AUGGGAAAGAAGAAGAAGGGAGCCAUUUCCCGCCUUCCAGUUCUCUUCUACUGCAUCUCGUCUCUUCCAUAGACAAAGCUUCAAAUAUUUUGUUCAUUUUGAAAAUUUCCCACAAACUACUCUCUGAAAAUCCACACCACUAGGGUUCUCCCAACCCAAUUCACUAUAACCCUUCUAACAAUCUCUGUUAGGGCUUAGGGGUUAUUCAAAAUACACCAAAAUCACUCGUUGUCUUCUUCGAAUUUCAGUUUAAUUUGAGUAUUGAGCUUCUGUCGCCUCCAUUUGUAGCUUUUCCAGCAGUUGGGAACCAUGCACAUCAAGGAAAUCUGUCUGGAGGGGUUCAAAUCCUACGCGACCAGGACCGUUGUUCCGGGUUUCGAUCCUCAUUUCAAUGCAAUUACUGGCCUCAACGGUUCUGGAAAGUCCAAUAUUCUAGAUUCCAUUUGCUUUGUUCUGGGAAUUACCAAUUUGCAGCAGGUUCGAGCUUCGAAUCUUCAAGAGCUAGUCUACAAGCAGGGGCAAGCGGGUAUUACCAAGGCAACUGUGUCUAUUGUGUUCGAUAAUUCUGAGAGGAAUCGGAGUCCACUUGGGUAUGAGGAACAUCAGGAGAUUACAGUCACGAGACAGAUUGUCGUUGGAGGGAGGAACAAGUAUUUGAUCAAUGGGAAGCUGGCGCAGCCUAGUCAAGUUCAAAAUCUUUUCCACUCAGUGCAGCUUAAUGUUAAUAAUCCACACUUUUUGAUUAUGCAAGGCCGCAUCACCAAAGUUUUAAAUAUGAAACCACCAGAAAUUUUAUCUAUGCUUGAAGAAGCUGCUGGGACAAGAAUGUACGAGACAAAGAAAGAGGCUGCUUUGAAAACACUUGAUAAGAAGCAAAAUAAGGUAGAUGAGAUAAAUAAUCUUCUUGACCAAGAGAUACUGCCUGCUCUAGAGAAGUUGAGGAAAGAACGAAUGCAGUAUAUGCAAUGGUCUAAUGGCAAUGCUGACUUAGAUAGGCUUAAGAGGUUUUGCAUAGCUUAUGAAUACGUACAAGCUAAGAAUGUAAGGGAUAAUGCAGUCAGUCAGGUAGAACAAGUGAAGGCAAAUAUUUCUGAGAUUGAUGAUUGCACAAUAAGGAUGCAGUCGGAAAUCAAAGAUUUGGAGACAAAAAUCACAGCUUUGACUGCAGAAAAGGAAGCUAGUAUGGGUGAUGAAGUAAAAGCUUUGACAGAGAAAGUAGAUAUGCUAUCCGAAGAUUUGAUUCGGGAAACGACUAUAUUGGAGAAUAAAGAAGACACUUUCAAGGGUGAAAAGAAAAAUGCUGAAAAGGUGGUUAAUGAUAUAGAAGAUUUAAGGAACUCUGUGGAAGAGAGAGCCUCUGCUGUCAGAAAGGCUGAAGAAGGAGCAUCUGAUCUAAGAAAAUCGGUUGAAAAGCUGUCUAAGGACGUGGAAGAUUAUGAGAAAGAAUAUCAGGGAGUGUUAGCUGGCAAGGGAAGUGGAGAUGAGGAGAAAUGUCUUGAAGAUCAACUAGGCGAUGCUAAGGUAGCUGCUGGGAGCGCUGAAACAGAACUAAAACAAUUGAAAACAAAGAUAAGCCAUUGGGAAAAGGAACUUGAGGAGAAAACUAAGCAAUUAUUGUCGAAGCGUGAAGAAGCUAUUGUUGUGGAGAAUGAGUUAAGUGCUAAAAGAGAAGAUGUAGAAAAUGUCAAGCUUGCGUUGGAGUCUCUCCCAUACAAAGAGGGUCAAUUAGAAGCUUUACAAAAGGAACGUGCAUUUGAACUGGAGAGAGUACAGAAGUUGAAAGAUGAGAUACGCAACCUUUCAGCACAAUUAGCUUGCGUUGAAUUUAAAUACCGUGACCCUGUGCGAAAUUUUAAUAGGUCGAAGGUCAAAGGAGUAGUUGCAAAACUUAUCAAAGUAAAGGAUAGUUCUGCAAUGACUGCCUUAGAGGUCACUGCCGGUGGAAAAAUGUUUAAUAUAGUUGUAGAUGAUGAAAAUACUGGAAAGCAGUUACUUCAGAAUGGUGAUCUUCAGAGGAGAGUAACAAUUAUACCAUUGAACAAGAUACAAUCCAAUCCCAUUCCCCCAAGAAUUCAACAUGCUGCAGCCAAAUUGGUUGGGAAGGAGAAUGCCGAACUUGCACUUUCUUUAGUUGGGUAUGACAAAGAAGUGAAGAGUGCAAUGGAUUAUGUAUUCGGUUCAACCUUUGUUUGCAAAAAUACUGAUGCUGCAAAAGAGGUUGCUUUUAAUAGAGAAAUUCACACCCCUAGUGUUACACUUGAAGGUGACAUUUUUCAGCCGAGUGGUCUAUUGACUGGAGGAAGUCGCAAGGGUGGUGGUCAAUUGUUGAGGCAGCUUCAUGAUUUGGCUAGGAUGGAAGCUGAACUUUCCACACAUCAGAAAAAAUUAUCUGACAUUGAAGCAAAGAUUUCAGAUAUCCUUCCACUGCAAAAAAAAUUUGCGGACUUAAAGGCAAAAUUAGAGCUCAAAACGUAUGAUCUUUCGUUAUUUCAGAAAAGAGCAGAGGAAAAUGUGCAUCAUAAGCUUGGUGAAUCGGUGAAGAGGAUUGAGCAGGAGCUUGAAGAAUCAAAAGCUGCUGCUAAAGGAAAGGAACUUGAGUAUAAAGAUCGUGUGAAUGCUGUUUCAUUGCUUGAAAAAUCAAUCAAAGAACAUGACAAUAAUCGGCAUGGAAGGCUAAAAAAACUCGAGCAAAAGAUUAAGGCAACAAAAUCUAAACUGCAGUCAUGUUUAAAGGAUUUAAAGGGGCAUGAAAAUGAAAGGGAGAAGCUAGUCAUGAAAAUGGAAGCUGUUGUACAAGAGAAGGCAUCAUUAGAGGCUGAAUUAGUUGCUUUGAAAACACAAAUUAACAAUCUAAGCUUGGAAAUAGAAGAACAGAGGGCCAAGGUAUUUUCUAUAAAAAGUAAUAAUGAGCAUGCUCAGUCUGAGCUCAACAAGAUUCGUUUGAAGAUGAAGGAAUGUGAUUCCCAAAUCGGUUGCAUUGUUAGAGAGCAACAAGAACUUCAACAUAAACUCAGUGAAAUGAGUAUUGAGAGGAAGAGAAUGGAAAAUGAGGUAAAACGACUAGAGAUGGAAAAGAAAGAUUGUUCUGUUCGGGUAGACAAAUUGGUUGAAAAACAUGCGUGGAUUGCAUCUGAGAAACAGUUAUUUGGGAAAAGUGGAACUGAUUAUGAUUUUGAAUCACGUGAUCCUCUUAAAGCUACGGAGGAACUUGGAAUACUGGAGGCUCAACAAUCUAGCCUUGAGAAAAGGGUGAACAAGAAAGUAAUGGCAAUGUUUGAGAAAGCAGAGGAUGAGUAUAAUGAUUUGAUGUCAAAGAAAAACAUCAUCGAGAAAGAUAAGUCUAAAAUAAAGAAGGUGAUCGAAGAACUUGAUGAGAAAAAAAAGGAAACCCUGAAAGUUACUUGGGUAAAAGUUAACAGUGACUUUGGUUCCAUCUUUUCUACAUUACUACCUGGGACCACAGCUAAAUUAGAGCCUCCUGAAGGUUGCAGCUUUUUAGAUGGCCUUGAAGUACGAGUGGCAUUUGGUGGUGUUUGGAAGCAGUCAUUAUCAGAAUUAAGUGGAGGUCAACGAUCUUUGUUGGCACUUUCUCUAAUUUUAGCAUUGCUUCUCUUCAAACCAGCUCCACUUUAUAUAUUGGAUGAGGUUGAUGCAGCUCUUGAUCUAAGCCAUACACAAAACAUUGGGAGGAUGAUCAAGGCUCACUUCCCACAUUCCCAGUUUAUCGUGGUUUCACUCAAAGAAGGCAUGUUUAACAAUGCCAAUGUACUUUUUCGGACCAAAUUUGUAGAUGGUGUUUCCACUGUUCAGAGAACAGUUACCGCUAAGCAAAACAAGUGAUCCUCGUAGCUGUACAAGAUGGAAGUAUAAAGCUAUUUGCUCAAAGUUUUUGUGUGCAAAUCCAGCCAGUGAAUGUGAUUACGGAUGUCGAUGUGUAUUGUAUAUGUUAAUCGUUAUGCUAUAUCCAGUUACUUUUGUGUCCUCAUGUGUACAAAACCUUGUAAUUCAAGCGUAACAUCAAAAUUUCUAGUACAAUAUUGGCUCUGGUAUUGACUGAAUUUGUCCUAGGUUAACAUGCAGGAAAAUGUAACCAUAUGUGAUUGAUGUAACAAAGCCCGGGCAGACCAUCAUCGAGCUUGGGCUUGAAAACCCAAGUGGGGCUUUAAAGUGGUUGGAUUGGAAUUGGACUCUCACGUGGGAUGGCCUUUGCGGGAGGCCAAUUGGCGGUUCCCUCUUUCAACGAUGGGAGACGGUGAGAGGGGUGGCUGGUUCAGUUUGGUUCUUUCUCGAGCCGUCUUCACUGGGAACUCUCAAUCCAGUCCUAUCAUUUUUUAGACAGCAAGAGAAAUUUACAUCCUUGAAUGAAUCUUGAGUGUCAAUUGCAAAAAUUGAGCAACUUUGAAUUUGAAUAAAGCAUUUUUCAUCUCUC